Molecule: messenger RNA, 947 nt
Organism: Nerophis ophidion (straightnose pipefish)
Lineage: Eukaryota; Metazoa; Chordata; Actinopteri; Syngnathiformes; Syngnathidae
Gene: tmem243b
Product: transmembrane protein 243, mitochondrial b
Exons: 5
Coding region: 221-574 (117 amino acids)
Source: RefSeq, a predicted model, not a curated record
UCGAAGCUCCUCCCCUUUAUGACGUCAUCGAGUCUGUCUCCUGCUGUCGCCAAACUUUCCAGCACAGCCGACAUCCGCUUUAAGAGACAAAGGUAACAUCCACCGGGCCAACACCUCAGUCCCAUCAAGACCUGGAUGCUGUGCAUGAAGACCACGCAGAAGGGUCGGUAGCAGGCUAGCAUGCAACACAGAAGGUGGCGCUGCUUAGUGCGUGUGCACCAUGGAUGAGUUCAGUAGCAGGACGUACGGCACCAGCGGCCUGGACAACAGACCGCUGUUUGGGGAGACGUCCGCACGGGAUCGCAUCAUCAACCUGGCAGUGGGGGGAUUUACCUCUCUCGUUGUGUUGGUGACUGUGAUCAGCUCCUUUGUCUUCCCAUCGUUGCCUCCACGGCCACUCAAUGUCUUCUUUGCUGUUUGCAUCCUGCUUGCCUGCGGCUCUGCCAUAGUACUGAUCUUCUGGUACCGCCAAGGCGAUCUGGAGCCCAAAUUCCGCAAUCUGAUCUACUUCAAGCUGGCGUCCAUUGUGCUGCUGUGUCUGUGUGCCAACCUCUACUUCCACGAUGUCAGGUGAGGAGCAGAACGCCGCCACCUCACCACGUGGACUCUUGAUGGACCAAAAAGGACGUGCACGCACACAUCACUUCCUGUUUGUGUUUGUCUGACGGACCAUGGACAUUGUGGAAGUUGCCACGACGACCAGCCUGUCGCGACACGCUUCGAAGAUGAACACCCCCACUACGGCACAAAGCACUUCCUGUCAAGUGGUGACCUCCAAAGACUAGGUUGGACAUGACGUAGGAAGUUGACUCACUAGUUGGGUGAAGGUCUAGCUUCACAUGUGAAGUGUUUGUGUAACUUUAACACCCCCCGCCCUCACACGACCUUAGGAUUGUCAGUUUCCUUUUUUUAUUUGACUAUUUUACGGAAUAAAUACAUGCAACUGA